AUGUCUUUAGCAACCACCUUGAGUAAAAACGACCAGUUCGUCCUUUCAACUAUUUUGGGCGGAGGUGAAGGGCCUGCUAUCGAGUUCAGCAACCCUAACAAAAGAAAAAUAGUGGUAGACGUGGAAAUGCAGCCAGACAGGCAUAUUAAAGAGGUCGAACCUUUAGUAGAAAUGGAGAAAACUGCCAUCAAACUCAUCGAAAAUCAAAAAGAUUAUGAACGGGCAUCUGCGAUAUUAGACUCAAUUAUCAAGCAGGAACCCAAUUAUGCAUCAGCCUAUAACAACCGAGCACAGCUUAAACGGCUUUUAAUUUCUAAUGACGCAAACGAAGAAUCUCAGUUCAAUAGCAUCAUUGACGAUUUAGAAAAAGCUAUCAAGUUAGCUGAGCCUGAAGGUAAAAAUUCAGGACUUGAUAUCAUAGUAUCAAAGAUGCAGGCAACUCUGCUGCAAAAUGCAUAUACACAGUUAGGGGCUAUAUAUAUCAAAAUGGCUGGGAUCCCUGCUAACGCCGAUAGAGCAUGGAACUUUGAAGAAAAAGCGAGUCAAAUGUUGUAUCGUGCUGGCGAAUAUGGCAGUGAAUUGGCCAAGGAACUAUCGUCGAAAGUAAAUCCGUAUGCAAAGCUAUGUGGUAACAUGGUGCAGGAAGCACUGGCUAGGGAACAGCGGAAUCUUUACCAAUAA
Messenger RNA from Sugiyamaella lignohabitans, 681 nucleotides. RefSeq lists its product as uncharacterized. Gene Ontology annotation, biological process: cilium assembly. Lineage: Eukaryota; Fungi; Ascomycota; Dipodascomycetes; Dipodascales; Trichomonascaceae. Gene Ontology annotation, molecular function: protein binding. The transcript has a single exon. Bases 1 to 681 code for a protein of 226 amino acids. The record is from RefSeq and is a predicted model, not a curated record.